Messenger RNA from Drosophila suzukii, 3508 nucleotides. RefSeq names its product corazonin receptor (gene CrzR). Gene Ontology annotation, biological process: neuropeptide signaling pathway. Gene Ontology annotation, cellular component: plasma membrane. Gene Ontology annotation, molecular function: corazonin receptor activity. The record is from RefSeq and is a predicted model, not a curated record. Lineage: Eukaryota; Metazoa; Arthropoda; Insecta; Diptera; Drosophilidae.
CAAUCUUAUGCUCUCUAAAUGUUGUAAUUUUGGUGAUAAAUGAAGGAAAAAAGUGUUUGCGACCAUUCCUUGGUUAACAAAAUCAAUAUGUAUAUUUAUGAAUAACUAUAUGGAAUCAUUUAUAUCUGAACCACCAUCCAGAGUCAGAAAAUCAAACGAUUAAGGAGACCUACUUAAAGAUGCAGGCCGAAUGGGGCUUGGAUAACCAGUCCGCCUCCUUUGCUCGCCUGCCCACUGUUCCCAGUUCUGCAAUGGACUUGGAGGCGGAUAACGAGGUGGCCAGCAAUUGGUCCACCUUGGCCAACAUAACCCGCCUCGUGACCGGCGUAGCUCCGGAAAUCAUCAACUACACGCUCAAUAUGAUGGAUCUGAGUGUGGGCGUGGCCACGGAUAUGUCCAAUCUGAGUGUGGGCACCACGCCCCUUCCCGCCUUUGCGAUCUCCAAUAGCUCCUCCCUGGCGCACACGAAUACCCGCCAUGAAUCUCCACCGAUUGCGGAACAGGUGCCCGAGCACGUGAUGGACCAUGCCCCCCAGCUUUCCCGAUCCGGGCUGCUCAAGGUGUACGUCCUGGCGGUGAUGGCCCUGUUCUCCCUGCUCGGCAACCUGCUGACCAUCUGGAAUAUCUACAAGACCCGCAUUUCGAGAAGGAACUCCAGGCACACGUGGAGCGCCAUCUAUUCGCUGAUGUUCCACCUGUCUAUUGCCGAUGUCCUGGUCACCUGGUUCUGCAUCAUUGGGGAGGCGGCCUGGUGCUACACCGUCCAGUGGCUGGCCAAUGAGCUCACCUGCAAGCUGGUGAAGCUCUUCCAGAUGUUCAGCCUCUACUUGAGCACCUAUGUCCUGGUGCUGAUCGGAGUGGACCGGUGGAUAGCGGUCAAGUACCCCAUGAAGUCGCUCAACAUGGCCAAAAGGUGCCAUCGCCUGCUCGGGGGAACUUACAUCCUGUCGCUGGUGCUCAGUUUGCCACAGUUCUUCAUAUUCCACGUGGCUCGAGGACCUUUUGUGGAGGAGUUCUACCAGUGUGUAACCCACGGAUUCUACACGGCGGACUGGCAGGAGCAGAUGUACGCCACCUUCACGCUGGUUUUCACCUUCCUGCUGCCUUUGUGCAUCCUGUUCGGCACCUACAUGUCCACCUUCCGGACCAUUUCAAGCAGCGAAAAGAUGUUCCAGGGAUCGAAGAUGGCCAACUAUACCACGGCCAAGCUGCCAACGCAGACGAAUCGCCAGAGGCUGAUACACAAGGCCAAAAUGAAGUCUCUUCGCAUUUCGGUGGUGAUCAUCAUAGCCUUCCUCAUCUGCUGGACUCCCUACUAUGUCAUGAUGAUUAUGUUCAUGUUCCUCAAUCCCGACAAAAGGCUGGGCGACGAUCUGCAGGACGCCAUCUUCUUCUUUGGAAUGUCCAACAGCCUGGUCAACCCGCUCAUCUACGGAGCCUUCCACCUGUGUCCUGGCAAAGGAGGCAAAUCGAGUGGCGGUGGCGGCAACAACAAUGCCUACAGCCUCAACAGGGGCGACUCGCAGCGCACUCCAUCCAUGUUGACGGCGGUGACGCAGGUGGACGGCACAGGUGGCAGUUCCCGCCAGAUGCGGGCCUUCCGCCAGCAGAGCUACUACCGCAGCUCCAGCAAUGGGACAGGUGGAUCCGCUGGUGGUGCCGGUGGUGCUCCAUUCAAGGAGCAGGUCUCUCUGCUGCAUGUGGGUCCUGGGACGGGUCCACCGGGUGCCUCCGUAUCCAGCAAUGCCACCCCACAGCUACUGAGGAAGGGAUCCGCUCUCCUGGCCCGUCAUCCCAGCUGCCUGCGGGAACAGGAGCACCAGCAGCGACUCCUGCUGCAGGAGAAGCCCUCCACCCUGAUCCUCAGCUACGAUAGCCAGCGGGGCGGCGUGGGUGUGGGCGUGGCCAGCGGUCUGAUGGACAACAACGAGCGGGUUUCCAGUGUUUGAGAGCAGCUGGCGAUGGCGGCGGCGGCGUUGGCUACGACAGCUGCACCGGAUACAACAGCGGAUGCGGAUGCGGACGCGGACGCCGAUGUGGCGACGGAGGACGCCUGCUCCUGCUGCCAUUGCCUGAGCAGGGAGCUGGUGCGACGGCAGCUAGAACUCCAAGAGCUUCCAGUGCAGUGAGGAUUUGAGCCCAGGGGUCAGGGAAAUGGAUUCCCCCCAGGGCCAAUGGGUUAGAUAGGGAGGCGUCGAUGAUCAGAUCACCGGGGCGUGCAACUUGUGCUUAGAUAAUGCUAAUCGAGAGUUAAGUCUUUAAACACAAUGGGUGUGCUUAGGAGUAGCAUAGUAAUAGAGGUAGUCUUAGAGAACGGUUGCCCGGCACUGGGAGAAACUCAAAUUAAGGCUACAUAUAUACCCUUCUUGAAACUUUAUAUUUCAGAUACAUUUUUUAUAUAAUUUAAAGAUAAGUAACUCCCAAAACCCAUUUUUUUAUUUCACUUAACUAUUAUAUAAUCUAUUCAAAAUAAAUCCUAUAUUAAACUGUAAGUGUCAUUAUAAUUUAGCGAUCCUGAAGUAAUGUAUUUAAUGAAAAUCAGGUUGUGAAAAUAGUUAAAGUAUUUUAAAUAGUUGUGACGUUGCAAAUUGGUUUCCAUUUAAGUGAAUAAUCAAUAAUUUUUACAACUGUAAUCAAAUUGCAAUCAGAGUCAGUUCAAAUUCAAGUUCAGUUAAAAUCUUGUUAAUUGGGUAAUGAAUAUACAUGACUUCAAAUGAGUUUCUCUGAAUAGCAGGGCAACAUUGUAAAGUUAAUUAAAAAAAUGUAAGUUUUUUAUUUGGUUUUCCUUGCUAAGUUCAUCGAAAUAUCAAUUUUAUAAUUGAGUGAAAACUAAACAGCCAAACACAGGGUAAAAAUAACAAUUGUAAAUAAUUAAGCGCUAUAUUUUUGGAAGAAGUUACCACAUCUUCAAGCAUAAUACCUUAAAUAAUGUUAAAAAAAAUUGUAAAAAAAAUAAUUACAAUAAAAAUGAGUUCAUGUUAAAAAACGUAAUCGUAAGGCCUAAAAAUUUAAGAUUGCCUGUUCUUUUACCAACUGUACCCAAAGUCAUGAUCAUAAUUUAUGAUUUCCUAUGUUACAAUUAGUUUCUGUUCAUUUUCGUUUUAAAGCCUUCAGAAUCGUAUUUUUCACUUGUAAAUGGCAUUCUCCCAAAGGAAACCUUAAUUUACGAACAACUGGAAAUAUCAAUGUGAAACUGAAACAUGGAGAUACUUUAAAAGAAUCACACUGAACAACACAAUUCAAUUUGGCCGAAUGUCCCCAGAGGCAAACGGAUGCUUUUGGCGAUUCCGAAGAAUGGGAGGACAACACACAUAUGUCAUUAAAAGGAAGCCACUGCAUUAUGCGAAUCCACCGACGCGAUGGUUAUAUUUCCACAAUUCACAUCUAUCCCACAUCCCGUUUGCAUAUUCAUGUGCUCUCCGCACUUCGGUGCGUACUUAUGUAUAAAUAAUCUGUGUCAAAUUUGUAUAGUUUAUUUUUUAAUAAAACCCGAAUGAUCCAUGCGAAA